Molecule: messenger RNA, 1221 nt
Organism: Amaranthus tricolor (Joseph's coat)
Lineage: Eukaryota; Viridiplantae; Streptophyta; Magnoliopsida; Caryophyllales; Amaranthaceae
Product: chaperone protein dnaJ 20, chloroplastic
Exons: 5
Coding region: 156-1064 (302 amino acids)
Biological process (GO): protein refolding
Cellular component (GO): cytoplasm
Source: RefSeq, a predicted model, not a curated record
CGUCACCAUCUCAGCUUGCAACAUUGUAUAACCCCAAAUUAAAGAAUUUGCAUUACUUAGCUUACCAUACUAAUUCUAGCAAACAUCAUUGAUCCACAAAUAUAGUUAAUUGAUACAAUUUUUGACCUAGAUUACUCUCCUAUAUUCCCUCUAAUAUGAGUCAUAGAUUUUUUCUCCCUUCAUCACUAUGCAAAACAACUUCACAAAUCCUAGUUCUUUCAAGUUAUAACAAAAAUCACCAUUAUGACUUUCCAAGUUCCUAUCUUUAUCCCUUUACAUUUCACCUUCAAACCCAAUUUCUAUGUCCUACUUCUAUCCCAAUUCUUAGAUGUUGUUAUGGUAGCCAUGUAUUUGAUUUAUUGGUUUUGGGUUCUCAUUAUUUGAAACCCAGUUGCAGAAAUUCAAGAACAAAGCAAAGAUAUAGCUUUUCUGUAAAUGUUAGAGCAACUUCAAGAGAAACCCCAUAUGAAGUUUUGGGUGUUUCUCAAUCUGCUACACCUAAUGAAAUUAAAAGGGCUUAUAGAAAACUUGCUCUUAAAUAUCACCCAGAUGUCAAUAAAGAGGCAAAUGCUCAAGAGAAAUUUAUGAGGAUAAAACAUGCAUAUAAUACAUUGAUCAACUCUGAUUCUCGAAGUAGAUAUGACGCUGGAAAUCGUAAAUCUGAUUUUUCCUACUCGUCUUCUGGUAGAAACCAGAGCACCCAAGAAGAGGAGGAAUUCUAUGGAUUUGGUGAAUUUUUGAGGGAUGUCCAAAAUACAGUAGGUGAUUUCUUUAAAGAUCUACAGGAAGAAUUUCAAAGUUGGGAAGCAAAUGCCUCAUCACAAGGUAAACCAAAGAGCUUAUGGGAGGAAUUAGCGGAAAUAGGAGAAGAGUUUGUUGAAUUUUUGGAGAAGGAACUUAACAUAGCUGAUCAAGAUUUCGGAGUUGAAGCGCAAACAGGAAGUUCUAAAGCUCAAAGUACAAAUAACGUCGAUAGUAAAAUGAGUGAUAAAAACAGCAUUGAGGAGAGUAUUGAUGAGAUUGAAGCUGCUCUUGCUCAAUUGAAGAAAGAAUUAGGUCUAUAGCAUUUUUGCUUUCCCAAUUGUGCCGUAUAUUCAACGCAAACAUGUUCUUAUUAGUAAGAAAUGAGAAUCGGGUAUUGUAUUUUAAAAGGCGAUAUUAUAUGCUUUUGUUUCGACAUCAAAGAUCACAUUAAGGGAAGUAUGGAUGAUUUGAACUGAA